Molecule: messenger RNA, 1698 nt
Organism: Penicillium brevicompactum
Lineage: Eukaryota; Fungi; Ascomycota; Eurotiomycetes; Eurotiales; Aspergillaceae
Product: MFS transporter
Exons: 3
Coding region: 1-1698 (565 amino acids)
Biological process (GO): transmembrane transport; intracellular polyamine homeostasis
Molecular function (GO): polyamine transmembrane transporter activity
Source: RefSeq, a predicted model, not a curated record
AUGCGAGAAAUAUCUGAAAAAGAUCAUAUCACCCAGUCGGAGUUGCCAACUUCAUCGGGUAGCGGCGAGCAGUCGACCAUCGCAGCCGAUGUCAAGUCCGAAUUGGCAAAUGACAACCACUCACAGUCAGCCACCUCCAGUAUACAGGAUGACGAAUGCGAAAACGAUGACCCAGAAUCGAACGCAACGCGCCUGGAGCGUCAGUCCACAGAGAUCGGCCCCGCCAUCAAGGUUGCGCGACUGAAGCGCCGGGGACUAUUCGGGCAGCUGGCGUUGGUAGCGGAGGUUGAGAACCCCAAGACCUACCCCCGCCGAAUGAAAUGGUUCAUCACAUUCAUCGUUGCGCUUGCUGGAGCCACGGCUCCAAUGGGUAGCUCGAUCUUCUUCCCAUCGUUAUCUCAGGUCUCGAGAGAGUUGAACACAACCACUACCAUCACUAAUUUGUCAAUCGCAUUGUACAUGCUGGCCAUGUCCAUCUUUCCACUGUGGUGGUCAUCAUUCAGUGAGCGAUUGGGGCGUCGGACCAUCUAUCUAGCGUCUUUCGCUCUCUUUGUGGUCUUCAAUUGCCUCUGUGCCGUGUCGAACUCUAUCGGGAUGCUCAUUGUGAUGCGAAUGCUAAGCGGCGGUGCUUCUGCUUCGGUCCAGGCAGUCGGUGCUGGCACUAUUGCUGAUCUUUGGGAUACUAGGGAGCGAGGACGUGCUAUGGGUAUCUUCUACCUGGGCCCGCUGUGCGGCCCUUUGUUUGCGCCGAUCAUCGGUGGUCUUUUGGCUCAGCGCUGGGGAUGGCGAAGCACAAUGUGGUUCCUGGCGGCCUUUGGUGCCCUCACGCUCAUAUUUAUCCUCGUCGCACUCCCGGAGACUUUGACAUUGCAGAAACCCAUGAUUUACGAAGUCGACGAAGAAGAAGACACAGAUAUCAGCCGCUCAUUGAGCCGGGUAUCCUCACGCCAAGUUGUUCGGUCAACCACAAAGUGGCUGAAGACUUUGAAAAUGGUGUUCAUCGAUCCACUCAAGAUCAUCCUCUAUCUGCGAUUCCUUCCUGUUCUUCUCAGUGUAUACUACGCCAGUAUCGCAUUUGGUUCGCUAUAUGUUCUCAACGUCAGUGUCGAGGAAACAUUCGGAAAAGCGCCAUACAAUUUCUCGACCAUCAUUGUUGGCCUGCUCUAUAUACCAAAUUCGAUGGGAUAUAUGGUGGCAAGUAUCUUUGGUGGCAAAUGGAUGGACAGCAUCAUGCAAAGAGAAGCGAGGAAAGCAAAUCGGUACGACGAGAAAGGCAGAUUGAUCUAUUGUCCCGAGGAUCGAAUGCGUGAGAACGCUUGGCUCGGCGCUUUUUUGUAUCCGGCGGGACUGAUCUGGUACGGAUGGGCUGCGGAAAGGGGAGUAUUUUGGCUUGUUCCGAUGAUCGCAAACUUCUUCUUUGGCAUGGGCUCCAUGCUCAUCUUCAGUAUGGUCACCACGAUGCUGACAGAAUUCAUGCCGAAAAAGUCAUCAGAAGGUGUUGCUCUGAACAACUUCGUGCGAAAUAUCUUCUCUUGCAUCGGAUGUGUGGUUACUGCUCCUAUCAUCGGUGGUAUUGGUAAUGGAUGGCUGUUCACUAUCCUCGGUCUGGUUAGUUUCGCUAGUAGCGGCGUCAUCCUUCUCAUGAGGCUCUAUGGUCCGAAAUGGCGGAUGUCUAUGGAUGCAAAAUUGCAAAAUUGA